CCGACUCAGAAAUCAGUUUCCAAGAAUCGGUCAGGUCUUGUUUUUUCUUUUUAACCAAAUCGUCUCUUCUUAUUCAAGUUCUAAAUUCCAGCACUGUUCGGAAAUACUGAGUGAGCUGCAAGUACCAAAUUAAAGGAACAAACAGCUAAACAAGAUGAACCAAAACAACAGCAAUAAUAUCCAGCACCAGCACCAGCACCAGCACCAGCAAUCAACCGAUGGAAGACACGACGAUGACGCAGCUCUCACUGAAUUCCUAUCUUCCUUGAUGGAUUACACUCCCACAAUACCGGACGAAUUAGUGGAGCAUUACUUAGCCAAAAGUGGGUUUCAAUGUCCCGAUGUUCGAUUAAUUAGAUUGGUGGCUGUUGCUACUCAGAAGUUUGUUUCAGAGGUUGCUAGUGAUGCACUUCAGCAAUGCAAAGCUCGCCAAUCAGCAGUUGUCAAAGAUAAGAGGGACAAACAGCAAAAGGAUAAGCGACUAAUCUUGACAAUGGAAGACCUUUCCAAGGCGCUGAAUGAGUAUGGCGUGAAUGUGAAGCACCAAGAGUAUUUUGCAGAUAGUCCAUCAACCGGAAUGGAUCCUGCCUCUAGAGAUGAUUAAUCUAAUCUCCGGUUCACGAGAAGGUUUUCAACAUUCGUUUUUGUCUUAAUAAACAAUUAGACAUCAAGGCUUUAAAGGUGAGCAGGAGAACCCACAGCAUUAUGAAACCAUAUUCCUUACAUGUGUGACUUGAAAAUUUGUGGAGGAUUAAUUUUCUGGAAAUUUACUCUAUCAGACUGUUUCAACUUUCAAUUGGAUUACUAGGAUUCUGAUGACUAUGACCAUUUAUUGGAAUUGACUAUGACCAUUUAUUGGAAUUGUUUUUCUUAAUUUCUAUUUUGUGAACAGUUGAAUUCAAGCUAAGUAAAUGAAUUCCAAGUCAUUUGUUCAGUGAGUCAUUUGAAUUCCAAGUUAAUAUUUUCAUAAGGCCUAGAGGUUGUUUGCUAGUUGUUUAAGGACUCGAAUAAAAAUCAUAAAUGUAAAUUUGUUAUGUUGUAUGCUCGCGAAA
Messenger RNA from Mercurialis annua (annual mercury), 1052 nucleotides. RefSeq names its product transcription initiation factor TFIID subunit 10. The coding region runs from base 155 to 604 and encodes 149 amino acids. The transcript is spliced from 7 exons. Gene Ontology annotation, biological process: transcription initiation at RNA polymerase II promoter. NCBI's taxonomy places the organism in Eukaryota, Viridiplantae, Streptophyta, Magnoliopsida, Malpighiales, Euphorbiaceae. Gene Ontology annotation, molecular function: RNA polymerase II general transcription initiation factor activity; promoter-specific chromatin binding. The record is from RefSeq and is a predicted model, not a curated record. Gene Ontology annotation, cellular component: SAGA complex; transcription factor TFIID complex; nucleus.